AGCUUGUCGGUGGAAGCCUAAGAGAGGAACGUCAUGACGUUCUAGAACAAAGGUUGAAAGAAUUUAAUCUGAUACAAGAGAAUUAUCAGUGGUAUCUCGACUCGCGUAGAUACGGAACGGCUCCUCACGGCGGAUUCGGGCUGGGAUUUGAGAGAUAUUUACAAUAUUUAACCGGCGUAGAGAAUAUCCGCGAU
Messenger RNA from Acaulospora colombiana, 194 nucleotides. The record is from the annotation of a GenBank genome assembly. NCBI's taxonomy places the organism in Eukaryota, Fungi, Glomeromycota, Glomeromycetes, Diversisporales, Acaulosporaceae.